AUGUCAAUUUUAAUUCAAGAAAAUGAUGAUGAUUAUUUCACCAAUGAACUUCCAAUAAAACGUACAAAAUAUUUCUUUGAAACAUCGACAACAACUAAUGAAGAGACAUUUAAUCAGAAUACAAUUUGUAAUUCAUUCAUUCAAAAGAAUGGCACAAAAUUACAUUCAACCACUAUUUUAUCAUCAUGUUCAAAUAUAUCACCAUAUUUAGAUGUAAAUGAUAAAUCAAUUAACAAUAUGAAUAUAUCACAAUAUAUUUAUGAUAAGUUCAUAGAUUUCAUGGAAGUUGAACAACAGAAAACCAUAAAUCAGCCUAAUAUAAAUCAAGUUGUUUUAAUAGAUUAUGCGAAUGAAUUGUCACUUGCAAAACCGCAUCUAUCCUCGCCAAAUAUUCAAUCAUUACCGUUACAUAACACUCUUGAUUCGUAUUCUUCAUUUGCUUUGAAUAAUCCGCCUCAAUCACAGCAUGAAUUCGAACAACACAAACACUAUGCACAUUUAAACCAAUUAGACAAUCUAUCGAAUGACAUGUCACAUUCAACCAAUGAUCAUCAAUUAUUGUAUGCAUUAUCACAUUCAUCUUUAUUAUUGAAUUCAAAACAGAAACAUGAUUUCAAUUAUCAGGACAUUCCGAAUGAUUUUCUACAGACAAAUAAACUAACUGUGGCAACAAAUAUAUGUUCAGAUAUUCAACAAUUAAUAUCUAAUGAAAAUUAUAUUACUACUGCUGCUACUAUGAUUACUACUACAACUGUUAGUACUACUAAUACUACUACUAUUACUACUACUGCCAAUGAUAAUGAUAACAAUAGCAACAAUAACAUGAAUGAAUCCUUAAAUAAUUCAUCGAAUCUUGUAUCUAUAAGUGAAGAGAACAAUGUUAUUACACCAUUAAUAUUUUGUCAGUACCAGUCAUUACUAACAACUACAGCAGUCGAUUCUGCGACGACAACAGUGACGACAACUACUCCGACAAACACAACAACAGAACAAACAUUUACAACUAAAUCAAAUGUAACUACAAGAAAUGACAAUCAAACUGAAUUGAUGAAUUCAAACAGCUGUAAUGUGGAAUCGAUAUCGAAUUUCACAGAAUCUAAUGAAAUUAUUCACAAUUCACCAAAAUGCAUUAAUAACACAUCGAAUUCAUUGGAAAUUCCCACUUUAUCAUAUCAUCAUCCUAUAACAACAUGUCAUGUUAAAUAUUCUUAUUUUCCAUCAAUAUUCAUUAAUAACAAUAAUAAUAAUAAUAAUAAUCAUAGUAAUUCAUUGCUUGAAGAAAAUCAAUACACAUCUGGUGAGCCAUCGUCAACUAGUUUACAUGAUAAACAGUAUUUUCAUUCACAACUCCCGCUUAAUUAUCAACAAUUUUACUAUUCAAACAAUGGCAUUCAUUUACCAUGUCAACAGAAUCAUGCAUAUAAUGAUCAUGCAAUGCAUCAGAACGAUUUGAUCAAUGAUUCAAUGAAUGCAUUUCAACAACACCAACCACAACAACAAAAUCAAACGAACUCCAGAUCUGAUCAAUACACUAGUAGUGAUAGUUAUUUACCAGCAGAAUUAAUCAAUUCCAUGCGAUUACACUCAACCAAUGACGCAGCAGUACACCUACAAACUGAACAACAACACCACCAGCAGCAUUUGUAUUCACAACCGCCACUGCCACCGCCACAACAACAGCAAUCAAGUAUAAAUUAUAAAGAUUUGGAAAAAUCCGACAAUAAAUUCACACGAAUAUUUAUAUGGGAUUUAGAUGAGACAUUGAUUAUAUUUCAUACUUUACUUACUGGUUAUUAUGCGCAUCGAUAUGAUAAAGAUCCUGCUAUAGCGGGUGCUUAUGGUUUACGAAUGGAAGAAUUGAUUUACAAUUUAGCCGAUACAUAUUUAUUUUUCAAUGAACUUGAAGAAUGUGAUCAAGUUCAUAUUGAUGAUAUACGUGGAGAUGAUAAUUGUCAAGAUUUAGCGAAUUAUCGUUUCGAUUCUGAAGUAUAUGGAGAUAAUUCAUCGACAAUGUCACAGUCAAUUAUUUUAUCGUCAACACCAUCAUCAUCAUCAUCAUCGUCGUCGUCAACAGCGACGACGGUACAUGCUCCGAUGACAUCUUCACUGGAAACCUCAUCACCACCUGUACAUGGCGGUAUGCUGUCAUCACCACCACCGCCAAUAUCCUCAUUUUCAUCUGUAGUACCACUGGUUAAUAUGACUGGAGAAAUUUCCACUAGAGUGAAUACACCCACCUUACAUGGUAGUAUGGAAUGGAUGCGUAAAUUGGGAUUUCGAUAUCGUAGAAUACGUGAAAUAUAUAACUAUUCAAGGCAUAAUGUUAGUGUACUUUUAGGUUAUCCGAGAGCAAAUCAAUGGAUGAAUUUAAAAAACAAUUUGGACAUACUCACUGAUCAAUGGUUAAGUUUAGCUGUAAAAGCAACUGAGAAAAUUAAUAAUCGUGAAGAUAGUGUUAAUCUAUUAGUAACCACAACACAAUUUAUACCGUCAUUAGCAAAAAUUUUACUCUAUGGAUAUGGUAAUUCAUUUCAAAUUGAAAAUAUUUACUCUGCUACCAAAGUGGGUAAAGAGAAUUGUUUUGAACGAAUCGCAUCAAGAUUUGGAAGAAAAUGCACUUAUGUAGUGAUUGGAGAUGGGAAAGAAGAAGAAGACGCUGCAAAACAGUUCCAAUGGCCAUUCUGGAGAAUAAAUGCUCAUUCAGAUUUGAUUGCUUUAAAUCACGCUUUGGAUUUAGGAUAUUUAUAAUUCAUCAACAAUCUUAUGAUAUAGUGAAAUAUUAAUUUCUGAUUUUUUUUCCCUCACG
Messenger RNA from Schistosoma turkestanicum, 2806 nucleotides. The record is from the annotation of a GenBank genome assembly. NCBI's taxonomy places the organism in Eukaryota, Metazoa, Platyhelminthes, Trematoda, Strigeidida, Schistosomatidae.